This is a messenger RNA of Leptidea sinapis, 10340 nucleotides long. Its product is annotated as inositol-tetrakisphosphate 1-kinase-like. NCBI's taxonomy places the organism in Eukaryota, Metazoa, Arthropoda, Insecta, Lepidoptera, Pieridae. Gene Ontology annotation, molecular function: inositol-1,3,4-trisphosphate 6-kinase activity; inositol-3,4,5,6-tetrakisphosphate 1-kinase activity; ATP binding. Bases 216 to 1295 code for a protein of 359 amino acids. Gene Ontology annotation, cellular component: cytoplasm. The record is from RefSeq and is a predicted model, not a curated record. Gene Ontology annotation, biological process: inositol trisphosphate metabolic process. The transcript is spliced from 5 exons.
CUGUAGUGAGUAGUCGACUAUCGAGUUACCUGUAAUAGGUUAAAAAUUAACAAAAGUAAUUUGUAAAAUGUGAAGUUAUAUUGCCUAUUGGUUGCUACUUGUUAGAUGGUUCUAUAAAAUAGCAGCAUGGAAUUUUAGUUUCCAGUCGUAAGUACUAUUGCAUUUGUGUUAAACGUGUAUUUUUUAAAUAUUUUAUUUUAUCAUUUUCUUAUACCAUGAAUACGAAUGCUUGGUUUUCUAAGACCAUCGGUAUUUGGAUAUCUGAUAAAAAAAGCCAGAAACUAAAUUGGAAAGAAUUAAUAAAAAGUUCUUCUGCGCGUGGUUACAAUCUCAUUAAAAUUGAUAUUGACAAGCCAUUAGAACAACAGAGAGAUAUUGAUGUGUUUCUUCAUAAAUUGACUGAUAUAAUCGCAGCUUCGGAUCAUGGUGAUCCAAAUGCUACCAUUAUAAUUAAAAGAAUAGAACAGUAUUUGUCAAAUCAUCCACAUAUAACUGUAAUAGAUCCAUUGGAUAAUGUGAGGAUACUCCUAAAUAGGUAUAGAUACUAUACAAUACUACAAGAAGAAUCUUCACUGAAGAAUAAUGGGAUAUUUACACCAGCCUUUGCUGAAUUCACCACAAAUGACCUGGAACAGAAUCUGAAUAUUAUGAAAUGGAGAAAUGUAAAAUUUCCUGUUAUUUGCAAACCUACAUUAGCUCACGGCUCAAAAUUUGCACACAAAAUGGUUUUAAUAUUUAAUAAAAAAGGUCUAAGAGAAUGCAAACCACCAUGUGUGGUUCAGAGUUUUGUAAAUCAUGAUGCUGUUCUACAUAAAGUGUUCCUGUUAGGCAACAGAUAUCAUAUAUGUCAACGACCCAGCCUCAAAAAUUUUUACGCCUCAGAAGAAUUAGAGCCAAUAUACUACAGUACGGGUGAGGUUUGUAAAGCAGAUAGUCAGUCAACACUCUCUAUUUUGGAUCCUCAUGACAAAGCUGAUAUAAGACUGACACUUGAUGAGGAAAAAGUGAAAUGUGUUAUCAAAGUACUGAUGAAAAAAAUUGGUUUGUUACUCGCUGGUUUUGAUGUUGUGAUAGAUAAUGUGACAGGUAACCAUGCGGUUAUAGAUAUAAAUGUGUUUCCGAGUUAUGACAGUUUUCCAAAUUUCUAUGAACACUUAUUAGAUUGUAUAGAAGAGAAUAUCAGUAUAGGUAGUAAUGAUUGUGUAUCGUUGGGAAAUAAACACACGCUUAAUGGUUUAAUUAAUGUAGGUGAUAGUAAUGUACCUUGCAGAAAUGUUAAUUAUUAUGAGAGUUAAGUACACUGUGAAGUUUGUUAUAUUAUAUUUUUAUAUUGUUCACGGAAAUUCUAUUGGCAUUUAUGUAAAAUUGGUCCUAAUAAUAACACUAUCAUUUCAUAGUGUGGGAAUCUGUGGCUGAAAACUAUUUUUAAUGUAAAAAGUGAAAUUUCUUCUGCAUAUGGCAAAAUAUGUAGAUUAAUCUGAAUAUACCUAGUCAUGCCAUAAAUACUGUUACAAUGAAAAUAUUGUGUAUUUUCUAUUACAUGAAAUAUUUAUAUUCUACCCACCCCCUUAAAUAUGAAGUAUGUACUACUUAAAAAUUUAUCCUCAUGCUUUUAAUAUGUUGAGACUAACACAUGUUAAAACACCGUCUUUAGCAUCAUCAUUAUUCCACCUUCGCACGACACGCCACAAGUUAGGAUAUCAUCCUCACCAUCUGGAUGUGUGUUUGUAUGUGCCCUCCAUAGUGCGGUUUUCAAGGAGCUUUCUUCCUCGUACUACGAAGCUGUGGAAUGAGCUUCCCUUUGCGGUGUUUCCGGGACGAUACGGCUUGGGUCCCUUCAAAAAAAGCGCGUACACCUUCCUUAAAGGCCGGCAACGCUCUUGUGAUUCCUCUGGUGUUGCAAGAGAAUGUGGGCGGCGGUUAUCACUUAACACCAGGUGACCCGUACGCUCGCUUGUCCUCCUAUUCCAUAAAAGGGGGGGGGGGGGGGGUUAUGAAGUGCAUCUGUACAUAGGCUGUUUUCGACCAGACUAUGAUACUGAUCACAUAUCCAACAAGGCCACACAUUUACUAGUGGGCAUAUUUAUCAUUUUUAAAGCAGUUUUAUCUAAUCAAAUACUUAAUAGACUAGUGUCGAUAUUUUUUAAAACCAAAAAAAAUUGUAGUAUGAAAUCUGUUGGAAAUGAAAGAGAAUAUAACAAAAAUGAAAGGAAAAAGGAAUUUCGGGCGAUCUGAGGUCCGGAAGUGGAAAAGGGGGGGUGUUUAAGGUUAAAUUUUUGCUGCUACGAAAUAACAGGUAUGAAUUCUCUAUGAAAUGCAUAAUGAUGGGCUUAAAUUUUUCGAACAUGAUUGUAAUAUGUAUAUUUUUUUUUACACCAUCGGAAAGUAAAGAUUUCAACGAACAGAAAGCACACCAACUUUUUGAAAAAAGUUGAAUUAUUGACCUGUGAAUUUUCGAUUAAAAAUAAGGGUUCUUUUUUGAUAUAUGAGUCAAAAUAAGGUGAAAAAAUUAAUAUUUCAUUUCAAAUAAAUUACAGUAUAUUUGGGACAUACGAAAGAACUUGUCACCGGGAUUUAUUUUUUGUAAAAGAUAAAAAUAAAAAAACAAAAACUUGGUUAAGUACCCCCCUUUUCCAUUUCUUGACCUCAGAUCGGACGUAAUUUAUUUUUCCUUUUAUUUUUGUAAUAUGCUCUGCCUUUACCAAUAGGUUUCAUCCUACUAUUUUUUUCCUUUUUAUCAUUUUCAAUGGCUUCAGCACUGGUCUAUUACCUAUACUUUAAUUUAUAAUCUUACUAGCUGACUCGACAGACGUUGUUCUGUAGAUAAUAAGAAAAAUACUGUUUUAUAGGAAUUCGCCAAUAAUAUUUCAAAAAAAAAUUCAAGAUUUAUUUCGUAAAAAAUGCUCCCUGUUGUUGAAAUUGUUUCACAGUGGAACUGUCAAACCAUGCGUCACUAAAUUCUCUCAUAGAAAAUAUGUCCAUACAAAACAAAUAUUGAAAAUUAAAAUAACUAUGGUCCCAGAUCGAAAUAAAAACUAUCCUAUCUCUCAAGUUGGACUAAACUGCACUGCAUGAAGUAAUCCCCAUUAAAAUCCGUUUUAUCCGGACAAACAACGUGUCACGUAAUUUAUAUCUAGUCAAAACAAAAUAAGGGCCACUUGAUUUUUUUGGUCUCGCUAGAGAUAAUUUAUUUUUUAUGCAUUCUCAAGUAGCUGAUAAUUUAUUGUGGUGUUACCAUAUUUGUUUACACACAUUUUUUGAGCAUUCCAACCGCAUAAUUGUUUAAAGUGGAUAGUUUUAGAUAAUUUAUUGUAACCACUUGAUUCUACCCGAUUUUAAGACGGAUUUCAACUCAGUCAGAUUGACGAUUCUCUCAGGAACACCGUAAGUUUUGUUUGACUAGUGGCUGAAUUAACAUUUAAAAAAAGUUAUGCCGAGAAUUCGAAGUCAUAUGGACUUGCCAACCGUAACUAGGGCCGUAACAUUGCUUCAAGAAGGCCAUUCGCAGCGUUCUGUGGCGUUGCAGCUGGGUUUUUCCCGGCGAGCGAUCCAGAAUGCUUGGAAUAGUUUUCAAGAGACGGGGAUCUGGCAGAGUUCUAGCAACUACUGCACAGGAGGACCGCUACGUGCGUUUGACUGCGCGUAGAGAACGCUGUAUAACAGCCCGUUCCUUACAAAACCGUUUGCGGCAGGCGACCGGUACACGUGUUAGUGAUCAAACUGUUAGAAAUCGUUUACACGAUGACCAGCAGUUCUCCAGGAGACGCGUAGUGCGGAUACCAUUAAAAAGUGCUCAUCGUGCAAACCGAUUAUCAUUCGCAAGGCAGCAUCUGGCGUGGGAUAUGAACGAUUGGAGGAAAAUAUUGUUUACGGAUGAGUGCAAGGUUAAAUUUUUUAGUGAUGACCGUCGCAUUAGGGUCUGGAGGCGUAAAGGUGAGCGAUUUUCGGAUGCUUGCAUCCAUGAAAGUGACAGAUUUGGGGGCCCCAAUGUUAUGGUAUGGGGAGGAAUCUCUAUGUCAGGCAGAACCGAGCUGGUUAUUCUACAAUAACAGCUCAAUGUUACAUCGAGGAGGUCAUAAGACUCCAUGUGGUCUCAUAUGCACAGAGAAUCGGCGCAAGAUUCCAUCUGAUGCACGAUAAUGCUCGCGCUCAUACAGCUUGGGCCACCAGAGAAGCCCUAGAGGAGGCUGGUAUACAGGUGUUGGCCUGGCCUGCAAAUAUUCCGGAUCUAAAUCCCAUUGAACACAUGUGGGAUUUACUGAAACGCAGUGUUCGAAGCACAAACCAACCCGUACACAAUGAAAGACAGCUAAUAAACGUUCUGAAAUCAAGUUGGGAACAAAUUCCUCAAGAAACAGUGGUACACCUGGUGGAGAGUGUACCUACUAGGCUUCAAGAGUGCAUUAGUAAUCGAGGACGGCAUACUAGAUAUUGAGGAAAGUCAUAAAUCAACAAACAUUUUGUUAUUUUUUUUUCAGAAUUUUUUUCCUGACCAAUUAUUUUUGCAAAAAUGUUAAUUUUUAGAAAAAAUGGAGAAAAUUUCUUUUUUUAAUUUAAUUCAUCAUUAUUUUAUGCUGUCUACAAUAAAAAUUAAUCAAUUUUUCCAAUUCAAUCAUUAAUCAACCUUUAAACCUCAAGAAUUCAUGAGAAUACUGUAAAAACGUGGUGGCCCUUAUUUUGUUUUGACUAGUAUAUAUUAGAUUACAUACCUACAACCUAUAACCAUACAUUUCAUGUAACAUUACUAUUCAGAAAUCACGAUCCAGGUAUGGUAUCCGAGCGCAUUUGGUUCUUUUGCUAAUAUUUUUCUAUUCACACAUUUUUAUGAUCUUUUUAAUGAAUCGCUUAUUCAAGUUAUACUUCUUUAGGCGCCUUAUGAAAAAAUGAUGAGAGUGAAAUUUUAAGAUGCGCGCGCAUCACUUUAACACAAAAGUAACAGGUUGAAGUUGGUUCCUAAAAUUUUCUGACGUUUGUGUUAUUCGUUAUUUUUUUUUUGGUUUCUUUGUCCAUUUUUAGGACAGGCAAAGGGUUCAAGCCCAUUCAGCCGUAUUCGUUAUCUUGUAAUUAAUUGUCAAAGCCAUCUUUGCAAGAUUUUUACAAAAUAGUUCUUUCUAAAAACGUAGAAUAGCAAGAGGAAUAAAUCAUUUUAAUGAUUCUUGCUUCGUAAGGCCAAAGAAGUAACUUCUUGUGCGCAUACAUAAAUACACACACACUUUUUUUUUAAAUUUGUUAUAGUCUAACUGUUGAAUGAAUGUUAAAGAAGUUAAUCUUCUAAUUGGUGUUUGAAAUUAGUGUUUUCUUCACCAUAUUUGUUAACAAUUGUUGUGCAACGUUUCAUGUUAUUUUAACAAUUAUUGAAUGUUAAGUUUUUAAUAUGAUAUAAAUUAAAUUAUAAUUUAAGUAUAUCUGUGUUUGUUUAGCUGUGGUAAUUUUAGUUAAGUAAUCUAAUAAUUCUUUUGUAUAUCUAUGGUCUUAAAGGCCCUAUUGUUUAUAUAAUUUUCCUACUUAUAAUUCGCUUCCGAAUGUAAAGCUCUCUAAUACAUAGGACUAUACUCUAAGAAUGAUACUAUUGUACAGCUACAUGCAUUAGUUACGCUGACCGCUCAAGAUCCAUGCCAGGGCCUACUACCCUGUUUACUAUGUACUGCUUUAAUUAACCUUUCUACUUCCAAGUAUUGCAAUAUUAAUUGACUAAACAACAAUUUUAUUAAAAAAAUCUUGAUAAAUACCUAACCUUAGACUAGAGAUUGAUCUCCGCUACGCUCCAAAUAGAUACUACCUAAGAACGCUAGCUUUUGUCAACGUCACACAUUGUUCGAGACUGGCCCGUGUACACCGACCUGGGUGUAGUAUUAGUUGCCGACUACGCAGGGUAUCUAGUUGAAGCGCUGCGGAGACCAAUCCUUAAUUUAAGUAUGUAACAUUACAUCUUCUAUUGUAACCGAAAUGACUUUUCAAACUCAAGAUGACAUAUAUAUUGAAAAUGGCCAAUGAUUAUUGUAUAAUAUGAUAUAUUAGUUUUAUGAAAGUAUUAUAGACUAAUUAAAUUCUCAAAAGUCCAUUGACUAUAAUUAAUUAUAUAGUACCUAGACGACCGAUCCUUGCUCGGAGUUUUAAGAAGGUACAAAACUUGAACAAAAAAACUAAUAGGACAUCUGUAUUCGAACCGGGGUCUUCUGCUUUCCGGACCACCCAAUGUCCAAUCUGAGCUAUUACAGUCUUGUAUAUAGUGGCGAAUUUUACCUUUGUAUUUUAGAAUAUUCAAAUUCAAAUAUUUUUAUUCAAAAUAGGAUGUGAAAUCACUUAUUGAAAGUCAAAAAUCUACCACCCAUUCCAAAAUGAAUGCCUCAGGCCUGAGAAGAAUGGGCGCAACAAACUCAGCGGGCUUUCUUUUUUUUUUUCAUCAAAAAUAUGUUUUACAAUUAAAGUAAUAUUUAUAAACUAAUAAUACAAAGGUAAAUAUCGCCACUAAUCGUAGAAACAGUUUCUCAUUAAAACACGUAUAAAACUACAUUUUUUAAAAUUGAAAUACAGCUAGAUCAAUAUCUCGCCCCCGAAAAUACCUGUAUAAUAAAUUUCAUUAAAAUCGUUGUAGCCGUUUCCGAGAUUCAGAUUUUAUAUAUUUUAUAUACAAGAAUUGCUCGUUUAAAGAUAUAAGAUUUAAUACAACUCGCGUUGUUGUUAAAUUAUAUAUUAUUUUGUUGAAAGUUGAUGCUAUCAAUCAACUGAAUAGGGUGUUAUCCUUUAACUACUUGCAAGUCAAUCCCAAUUAGACAACUGAUAUAGGGAGAUAGGGAUAUAGACAUACAAAACAAUUACAAAUCAUUGAUUGUUUGUUUUAUUUAUUUAGAGCAUUGGUAACAAGACCAAACCAAACCAAAGUACAAUAAAAAAUUACACUGACAUAAAAGCAAAACAUAAUGACGUUUAAAUAAAAGUUUUUAGAAGUUUUCUGACGUUUGCGACAUUGAUUAUUUUUUUUUGGUUUCUUCGUCCAUUAUUAGGACAGGCAAAGGGUUGAAGCCAAUGCAGUCGUAUUCGUUAAUAUUCAAUAAUUUAUUCCACGAUUUUAACAAUAUAUUUUCUUUCUACAAACGCUUUUUGUUACGCCAAAGAAGUAUAACUUCUUGCGAGCAUAUAUAAGUAUACACACACUUUUUAUACAAUGAUACAUAUUUUGACAGUGGGCUUACGAAAUUUUUAACACGUAUAAAAUAUUAUAAUAUUAUGUGAUUAUAUAAAAUUAGUGUUUAUAACACAUGUCCGUUGUAUGUCACUGAAUAUUAUAUUAACUAGCUACUAAUUCAUACAUAAAUAUUGGAUAAUUUAAACGUCUUGAAGCUCCUGCUGUUAGGCAACGCAUGACAACAGGCAGCAUUGCCUGUUAUUACUGUACCGCGAGUUUAAUACGUAGACUAUCCUGUACACGACAGCUACGUCUUACACUCGCGAUAAGUCAAUCACUUGUUUAGUGCGAGUGCAUUUAGUGAAAAUAGAACUUAACUGUUCGCCACUAUUUUUUUCGAUGUGCUUACAGUUGUCACAUUAUAUUUAAACGUAUAACGGUCGUUCCCAAUAUACAAUCUACAGAUAGAUAUAACUUACUACCUCCUACUGUCAGUAAUUAACUGUCAAUAAUCGGAAGCUGUCCCAAUAUACCCGAUAAGUCAUUCUUAUCGCCUUAUAUUGGGACGCGUGAAUUGCAUUGUCCAUACAAACUUCUAUCGCUGGUAAGCUAUUCGUCCUCCCAUUGACAGACGGUGACAGAAGGUGAGUUACCGACGAUAAGUUUAUUGGGACCGAAAAGUCAACGAUAGUUACGAUUUUUAUCUCAAGUAGACCACAACCGGAGAUAGACUGAGUAUUGGAAACGGCCGUAAAUAAUCUAAAUAUAGAAUAAUAUAUAAAUACAAGGUUCCUUAAAAUAUACAUGGUAAAACUAUAUGGCUAUACUCUACUUUGAACCAGACAUUCUUUAGGUCAUCACUAAUGACUAUGUGAAGUCAGAAAUGAAUUUGUUUGAUAAUUCAAUAUAAUUUUUGAAGUGCUAUUUUCUCAAUAACUAUGCAUUCCGCAACCCUUAUUCAGCUGUGUUUCUGAACUCUACUUUACCUAAAAAAACUUACAUGUGACAUAAUAUCAAAUUAUAGUAAAAUGCCUACUAUUCAUUGCAUCUGUGAGGCAAAUUACGUUCUCAUUUUGCCAUGAAGACGAAGUUAUUUUGUAUGUGCAUUUUCUUUAGCUGACAUUGAAAAUCAUUCCAAAUUGUUAUUUACUUUGGUUUUGUAUUAGCCAAUAGAGAAGAAAUGUAAUUCUAAUCUAAUUAUGCAAUUAUGUUAUGUUAAAGAGAUCUGCCUGUCUGCUUAAUACUCUUUGAAUCACGAUAUUUUUAUGCUUUUUGAUUGGCAGGGGCGUGCAUAUCAUAUAGGCAAUUACCUGGUAAUAAACCUAAAUAAAUAUAGCACUAGUGUUAAAGUUAAUUUACUACUUACGUUAGGCAGUCUACAGAUUGCAUAUACGAAGCAAGCAGCGUUACAUACAACUUAUGUCGUACUGUCCGACAGUACGCGUACUAAAGCGCAACUAUGACUAGUUAUAUCUACAGUACUACACUACCUUGCUAGAAAACGCCCCUGGUGAUUGAGUAAUGUGAGAGAUCACAAUAUAUAAGAAUAUCCAAUCACAAUCACACAAGUCGGUUGUGAUUCCUCAUUGGUAAUCAAGAAUCUUUAUUAAACGCCGACAGCGGUCACAAAGGGUACUUGUUACUAAGGGCAUAUUCACACUGCACCAUUUUUAAUUCUAGAUCUUUUUGUUAUAUUGGAAACUAAAUGAGUUUACAUUUUUGUUAAGUUAUUACGUAAGCACUCCUCUCAGUUCAGUCUAGUGUGCAUACACCUUAAUCAUAAUCCUAAUUUCAAUGGAUAUGUAUGUAGUUCACCAAAAUAAGUAAUUUUCGACUUUAGUUGUCUUGGUGCAGUCCUGCUUGUAAGUUGGUCGCGUUGGACUAUUUGGAUUACAGUGAUUUCGUUUGAUUAUGUAUAUUUUAAAGGAAAGGAAGGCACAUUGAACCCUUCCUUUUAGGGGUGUUGGUGCAAAACCUGUUGCUUUGACGGUACUAGUGAUGAAAUAACUAGGUACCUACUAAAUACCUAAAUCAUAAUCAACAUAUUGUAUUGUGGUGUAUUCUGUGUAUUUAUUGUGAAACUCCAGGAGUGUUUAAAAGCUGCGCAGGAUACAAAUAAGAAGAAUGGUGUGUGCCUAUACACUUUGUUUAUGGAGUGUCCUUAAGUCCGUAUUUUGUUUACUAACAACGACUCCGCCUAAAAUGGCGGUCUCCUUAAAAGUUAGGGUUGUCUAAGAAAUAAAUUUAUAUUAUAAAGAUAAGAAAUAAUUUUUUUAUUCUGUAGGGACCUAUUUUUAUUUAUUUAUCAUAACUGAAAAGCCACAAUACUUAUUGAAUAUUAUUCAAUGCUACGUUAGCAUUGAAGGGAUUUUAGAGUCUUUCUAAUUCACGCAGUAUAUAAAUCUACUAAUAUAUUAAAUCUUAAAUCAAUAGAUCAUAUUUCUCCACCAGCCAUUUAUAUCUCACAUUGUGGCUAAUAAAAUAGUUAACUUAUUUAAUUAUUAUAAUAUGUAAGACUAACUAGCAGUUUAAUAUGUAAUUGUUUAUUAUUUUUAAGUGAUAUCCCUCACUCUUGUGAUUGUAAAAUGUAUAAAUGUACAAAUUAAAUUUGUACCAAAAUUUAUGGAUGAUGAGGGAUUCGAUUCCUCGCCUUUCGUGUUACGUCCCGACCCUCUUACCAACUACGAGGUUUGGCUGGAGUUGGUAAGAGUGCUGGGAAGUGACACGAGAGGCGCAGUUCUUGUUUAUAAUUGUAAGGCGAAACAUUUAAUAUUUGUAUUUAACCCUUACCACAUGAAUUUUAUAUCACUAUCAAAGAAAUGUCAAGGAAAUGUCACUUUCAUAAAUUUUGGAGUUUAAUUAUUUUGUUUAUAAAUUUGGUUUGGUUUCGAAUUACUUGAACUCAUUUAAUAUUUAUAUUAAGUAUGUUGGUUUUCACUUUAUAUGUAAACUCAUAUUUUAUUUAUCUUACUUAGUUUAACUUAGUAUUAUUGCCCGAAUAAUUGACGCAAGUAGUAUUCCGCUAGUUGUCUUGUCUAAAAUUAAUAUUAAUAUAACGACUGUUACGUCAUUCCAAACUUAUAUUCUAGGUGUAGGUACUAUGCGCUGAAGACUGAUUUAUUUAACAUUGAAAAGUGUAUUUGUUUAUAUAUAUAUUUAUAUAUAUUAUAUUGAUAACUUUGUACUAAAGAAAUAUAAUCGAGUAUAUCUACUA